AGCAUAAGCACUACAGUGAAUAUAAAGAGGAGAAUGAUUGCAAAGAGAGCCAUAAGCUGUAAUAGGACCAGGAUAUACUUCUCUACUAGGCUGUCUAUAAAACUUUAGAUACUUACAAAGUUGAAAAUAUACUUAGCAAAUGGGCUGAGUUUAUCUUUUGGUCUGAAACUAUAGUCUGAUAGAAGCUUCACACAAAUCUGGUGCCAUUCCAUAGAGGUGUUUUUUUUCUUCUUCACAGAAAAAAGGAUUAUACAAAGGGAAGGAAGAAAGUAGAAAUAGAGCAUGACAGGAGCAAAGAGGAAACAGGAAAAUGCCCUAUGGAGGAAGAUCCAUGCCUUUCGCUACGAGAACUUUAAACUCUGGUGUGUAAGCAGGCUGCCUCUUUUGGAGUGGGCACCACACUAUUGUUGGAAAAUGGACCUGCUCCCUGAUAUAGUUUCUGGGAUGAUGUUGGCAGUUCAACAAGUGACGCAAGGGCUGGCUUUUGCUAUUCUAUCAUCAGUGCACCCAGUGUUUGGUUUAUAUGGAUCAUUCUUUCCAGCUAUUAUUUAUGCCAUAUUUGGAAUGGGUCGCCAUGUUGCCCCAGGAACCUUUGCUCUGACCUCCUUGAUUUCUGCAAAUGCUGUUGAGCGUCUUGUUCCUCCCAUAAGCACCAAUUUCACCUCAGACAAUACAUCUGAAGUAUUGGGCUUAUCUGAGUUUGAGAUGCAGAGGAUUGGAGUUGCUGCAGCAGUUUCACUGCUUGGAGGGCUGAUUCAAGUAGCAAUGUUUAUGCUACAUUUGGGCAGUGCUACCUGUUUGCUAACAGAGCCAGUGAUAAGUGCAAUGACAACUGGGGCAGCAACGCACGUCGUGACUUCACAAGUGAAGUAUCUCCUAGGAAUGAAAAUGCCAUAUAUCUCAGGACCUCUGGGAUUCUUUUAUAUUUAUGCCUACAUUUUUGAAAACAUCAGAUCCAUUCAAUUGGAAACUGUCCUACUGUCUAUAUCUAGUAUUGUCAUACUAGUUCUUGUUAAAGAGCUAAAUGAAAAAUUUAAGAAGAAAAUUAAAAUAGUGCUUCCUAUUGAUUUGGUUCUGGUAAUUGCUACCUCUUUCAUCUGCUAUUCUGCUGACAUGGAGCACAGUUUUGGCCUGGAAAUUGUGGGACAUAUUCCAAAAGGUAUUCCAGCACCAAGGUCUCCACCUUUGAAGAUCCUCCCUGAAGUAGUGACAGAGGCUUUUGGAGUUGCAUUAGUUGGUUAUGUGGCAUCUCUAGCUCUGGCCCAUGACUCUGCUCAAAGAUUUCAUUACUCUGUGGAUGAUAACCAGGAGUUCUUGGCUCAUGGCCUCAGCAAUGUGAUCCCUUCAUUUUUCUUUUGCAUACCAAGUGCAGCAGCCAUGGGACGAACUGCACUUCUGUACAACACUGGAGCAAAAACACAGGUGGCUUGUCUGAUAUCUUGUAUGUUGGUGCUUGUGGUUAUCUAUACAAUAGGACCAAUGUUAUACUGGCUACCCAUGGACUCCAUGAAAGGACAUUCCAUUGCUGCAUGCCAAGAACAAAAAAUAUGUGAAAAAGGUGUGUUAGCAAGUAUCAUUGUGGUGGGCCUGAAGGGAAUGCUGAUGCAGUUCCGAGAUUUAAAAAAAUACUGGAGUGUGGAUAAAACUGAAUGGAGUAUAUGGGUCAGCACUUACGUGUUUACAGUUUGCUUUGCUGCUAAUGUAGGGUUAUUGUAUGGCGUCGUCUGCACAAUACUUAUAGUGGUUUUCCGUUUUUCAAGAGCAACAACACUGAGCUUGAAGCACAUGAAUGAAACAGAAUGCAGAUUCAAAACAGAAGUGGACUUUGAAUCUUCACAACCAGUGAAAAUAGUGUCAGUGAAUAACCCAUUAGUCUUUCUGAAUGCCAAGAAGUUUUACGCCAAUAUAUUAGAAAUAAUCCAUAAAGAGUGGACAUGUGCACAGCAGCUGUCGGAAGAUAUGACCAAGUAUGAACAGAACAUAUUACUUACUUCAUUAUCCAAUGGAAACUGCCAUGAAGGGAAUGUAGAUCCUGCAUUUGCUGAUCUAAGAAGUUCAUCCUUACAACAGCAUCCCAGUGAAAGGCACAAUCUAAUAUUUGACUGCAGUGGCUUGACUUUCUUUGACUACACUGGUAUCUCUGUACUUAUUCAGAUUUAUAUGGAUGCUCAACAGAAUAAUAUAAAUGUUUGUCUGGCAAAUUGCAAAGGCAGCUUCUUUGAAAAAGGCCCUGAAAUUCAAUGGAAAGCUAGAAUUAGAGAAUGCUGUCUUCUAUGAGUCGGUUUCUUCAGCUGUUGCUGCCAUUCAGUUUAGCAGGAACUUUUGCAAGCUUAAUGAACGUACUGAGAUUUGAUGCCAGUCUGAUUCCAGUCUGUCUAUCAAACUGCUCACUUGCAGAAGGAAUGGUGCCAAAUAAUUUCUUCAGAUGUUUAAACAUGGGAUUUUUGUUGGUGAUAAUUGCCAAGCAUAUUUAACAAAUUCAACAGCAGCAGUGUUUUCUGCCUAUAUUUCCUGAAGGUUUUUUUCUCUGUGUUAACUUCAGCAAUAGGGUUUAUUUUUAUAAACUUAGAUGAUCACGUAUUUUUCACAUGUUCUUCAAUGAACACAUAUUUUUCUAUGCAUGCAGAGCUAAGAAAUAGAAAGCAAUUUAAGAUACUGGUGUGAUGUAUGCUGUUUUAGCUGUCUUAUUACAAUUUAAAAGUAUAAGUUUGUGCAGAAGAGAAUGCAACAUCAUUGAAUUUUGUAGUGCAAUGUAUCUAAUCCAAAAUCUGUCCUUUUUUAAUUGCAAUUGCAAACUGCAAUAAAAGGCCAUUUUUUUUCCUGUUAAA
This is a messenger RNA of Pseudonaja textilis, 2828 nucleotides long. NCBI's taxonomy places the organism in Eukaryota, Metazoa, Chordata, Lepidosauria, Squamata, Elapidae. The record is from RefSeq and is a predicted model, not a curated record.